AUGCCUGAACCAAAGACAGAACAACGCCAGUAUCCAUCGUCCAUAAAAGACAAGUUCAUCGGAGCCGUGCUCACGGGUACAACAGUCGCCAAAGCGGCCCGGGUUUUCCACAUCCAUGACAGCGCAGCACGGUACAUCUGGAAAAAGUACAAGACAACGGGUUCGACAGAGAAUCUCCCCCGGUCGGGACGUCCACACAAGCUUGACGAUACUGCGGAGCGUCAUAUCAUACGCAUUGCCCGAAGGGAGCGGAGAACACCUUUUACCAACAUCGGAAACCAACUCCCAUCACCAGUCUCGGGGUCAACUGUUCGAAGGGUUCUGCGCAACGCAGGAUACUUCCGCCGGGUAGCGCGCAAGGUUCCCUACCUGAAGAAGGUUCAUAAGCGUGCACGACUCACAUGGGCUCACCUCUAUUGUGACUUCACGCCCCGCCAUUGGAGGAAGAUCAUGUGGACCGACGAAUGCUAUAUUUAUCUCGGCGACAAUCAUGGACGCGUUUACAUCACACGGCGCGCGGAUGAAAAAUACCUCGAUGAAUGCCUUGUUGCGACCUUCAAGCAGUCGCCAGUGAGAGUAAUGGUGUGGGGUUGCGUAAUGGAGGGUCAAAAAGGGCCGCUUGUUGUGUUGGAGUACCCAGGAGGCAAAGGUGGAGGAAUGAACACUGCCCGGUAUUGCGAGCAAGUGCUGGAGGGGGCUCUGAGGGGCUUCUAUAGAGAGAUGAGGACCGAGAGAGGCCAGGUAAUUUUCCAGCAGGACAAUGCACCAGCACAUACCAGCAAACUAACGAAACGAUGGCUCACUCAUCAUGGCAUCACACAGCUCUAUCACCCUCCCAACUCUCCGGACCUCUCCCCAAUUGAGCCUAUUUGGCACGAACUCAAGCAAAUUAUACGAAGAAGGCCACAUCAUCCCACAUCCGUAGAAGAACUCCGUUUGGCUGUUAUCGAAGCCUGGGAGCAGAUACCGAUCGAUCAUCUACGCCUCCACCACCAGCCCUUCCGACUCUUCACAACUCCCACCGCCUCAAAAGCGAUAGGGGAGUCCAUUCCACCUUUAAUCUAUGGCGGAGCGUCGCCGAACAACGCCCUUUUGUACUUCGGCUUCAACAACGAAGCAACGAGAAGGAUCAGUGAGUCCAGAUGCGCUGCACUCUCACAAUCCCUGCUCAUCGGGAGUCCUUCAGUUACCGGAAUAGCUGAAGCUGUCGGGUUGCAAGACAACAAUGCUCGUGACAAUUUCACUCGCGCUAUCGCCAGCCUUAGCUAUUGUCUGUGGCUUCCUCACCUCCAUCUGCUGCCGCUCUUGUUGUUGAAUCUCCUUGCCAUGGACUCUUCCCAGAAAUUUCUAUUGUCCCGACUCAACACCCCGUUCUGGAGGCCGCCUGUGUCGGAUUCCAAAGCAAUGACAUUCAGUGAGCCUGAAACCUCUAGUAAUCACGCUGUUACCGCUCUCAAGACAUAUCGACCAUGA
Molecule: messenger RNA, 1473 nt
Organism: Cyclocybe aegerita
Lineage: Eukaryota; Fungi; Basidiomycota; Agaricomycetes; Agaricales; Hemipholiotaceae
Source: the annotation of a GenBank genome assembly